GGAAACUGCUACCCAAAGAGACGCUGUAGCCACCACGGCCACUGUCCAAAGGAUCAGUACUGUGACAAGUAUCAACAAGUCUGUAGGAAGGGUGUCCGAAGGUGUUCGUACCAUAACCAGUGUGGAUAUAGACAAAUUUGCAAGGGUGGGAAGUGUAAGGAGCGAGAGUGUUUCGGGCACAGAGACUGCCCUGACAGUGAUGCCUGUCACUACCCCCCAGGGAUCUGUCUGGCGUACACAGCUUACUGUCAUGAGGGAUACAACUACUGCAAGAGAGGAUAUGUUUGUGUCAACAGUACGUAA
Porites evermanni is the source of this 303-nucleotide messenger RNA. The record is from the annotation of a GenBank genome assembly. Lineage: Eukaryota; Metazoa; Cnidaria; Anthozoa; Scleractinia; Poritidae.